AUGCAUCGGCCUUGUGCUAAAAACGCAUUCAACAAUGCUUUGUAUGAACAAUUGACAGCUGCACUGGACAAAUUUGAGACCGAUUCUUCUCUCCAUGCGUUUGUACUUACUGGCUAUGGCGACUACUUUACGAGCGGUGCAGAUGUAAAGGAGAUGAUGGCUAUCCAUGGCAAUGGACUAGUUCAUCCACCUUCGCAGAGUCCAUCGUAUACUUAUAUGCAGAAGAUGCUAGAAUGCAACAAGUUGUUGGUCGCAGCAGUGAAUGGUCCGGCUAUUGGUAUUGGUGUCACGCUACUCAUGCACUGUGACGUCGUGUAUGCAGCCGAUAGCGCCACCUUCUGGACACCAUUUCUCCGCUUUGGCAUUGUGCCGGAGUUUGCAUCAUCUUAUACGUUCCCACACUUGCUAGGGUCGACAGUAGCGAGCAAUUUGGUCAUCCGGUCCAAGGUUUAUACAGCUAAAGAAGCACUUGACAGCAAGAUUGUGGGCGAGGUGUUCCCAACGGAUGGAUUUCUAGAGGCAGUACUUGCAGACUUGACGCCAAUCGUAACGAACCGCUCCAAUCAGACCAGUUUGCCGGUAUACACAUCACUACUGCGUCGUGAACGCGCUCCAAAGGUCCGUGAAGCGCUAUUCUUCGAGUUUGAGCAGCUGGAUCGUCGUGCGGCAUCAGGCGAAUUUCUGACCACGGCGAUCGAGCUCAAGAAGCACUUAGAGAGCAAUACUAAUAGCAAACUAUGA
This is a messenger RNA of Peronospora belbahrii, 741 nucleotides long. NCBI's taxonomy places the organism in Eukaryota, Oomycota, Peronosporomycetes, Peronosporales, Peronosporaceae. The record is from the annotation of a GenBank genome assembly.